Phodopus roborovskii (desert hamster) is the source of this 3923-nucleotide messenger RNA. RefSeq names its product coiled-coil domain containing 136 (gene Ccdc136). NCBI's taxonomy places the organism in Eukaryota, Metazoa, Chordata, Mammalia, Rodentia, Cricetidae. Gene Ontology annotation, cellular component: acrosomal membrane. The coding region runs from base 117 to 3701 and encodes 1194 amino acids. Gene Ontology annotation, biological process: acrosome assembly; single fertilization. The transcript has 18 exons. The record is from RefSeq and is a predicted model, not a curated record.
CAGGCCCCGCCCCCUCGGCCCGCCCUCUCUCCUCCCUGCGCACCGGGCUCCGGGUCCCCGGCCCCGCGGCUGCGGCUUCUGCUCGGGAGGUGGCGGCGGCGGCGGCGGGAGCGGCCAUGGAGGCAGGCGGCGGGGCCGGCGCGGGAGCCGCGGGCUGGAGCUGCCCCAGCCCAGGACCCACAGUAACCACUUUAGGCUCUUAUGAGGUAUCUGAGGGUUGUGAAAGGAAGAAAGGCCAACGCUGGGGGUCCCUGGAACGCCGUGGGAUGCAAGCUAUGGAGGGAGAGGUGUUACUUCCAGCUCUGUAUGAGGAGGAAGAGGAGGAGGAAGAAGAGGAAGAGGUCGAAGAAGAUCCAGUGCAGAAAGCAGGCAGUUUGGGUUCCCUGUCCAUGAGCAAGCACCGUGGCCUGAGCCUCACAGAGACAGAGCUGGAGGAGCUGAGAGCUCAGGUACUCCAGCUGGUGGCAGAGCUGGAGGAGACCCGGGAGCUUGCUGGGCAGCAUGAGGAUGACUCCCUGGAGCUUCAGGGGCUCCUGGAGGAUGAGCGGCUGGCCAGUGCUCAGCAGGCAGAAGUAUUCACCAAGCAGAUUCAGCAGCUCCAAGGUGAGCUUCAACAUCUACGGGAGGAGAUUUCCCUGUUAGAGCGUGAGAAAGAAACUGAACUCAAAGAAAUAGAGCAGGAGCUACAUCUGGCCCAGGCGGAGAUCCAGAAUCUACGGCAAGCCGCAGCAGACUCUGCAACUGAACAUGAGAGCGACAUAGCGUCCUUGCAGGAUGAUCUCUGCCGGCUGCAGAAUGAACUCGAUGACAUGGAACGCAUUCGAGGGGACUAUGAGAUGGAGAUUGCCUCGCUCCGUGCAGAAAUGGAAUUGAAGACUUCUGAACCAUCUGAUUUGAGUAUCUCAGACUUCUCUGGGAUACAAGACGAGCUACACCAGCUUCGGGAGCGCUACCACUUCCUGAACGAGGAGUACCAGGCCUUGCAGGAGAGCAACAGCAGCCUCACAGGGCAACUUGCUGAGCUGGAGAGCGACAGGACACGAAGAGCAACAGAACAAUGGUUGGAAUCCCAGAUGCUGAGGAGCAUGAUGUCAGUAGAGUCUCAGACUUCAGAGCUGGAUUUCCCAGAGCCUGAUCCUGAGAUGCAGCUUUUGCGACAGCAGCUGCUAGGAGCUGAGGAACAGAUGCAGGGCAUGCAGACCAAGUGUAAGGACUUGUGUUGUGAGUUGGAAGAGCUCCGGCAUCAUCGCCGGGUCAGUGAGGAGGAGCAGAAGCGGUUGCAGAGGGAGCUCAAGUGUGCCCAGAAUGAGGUGCUUCGGUCUCAGACAUCCCACAGCGCCGCCCAGAAUGAGGAGCUGAAGAGCAGGCUGUGUGCCCUGCAGCAAAAGUAUGAUGCUAGCCAGGAUGAACAGAAUGAGCUUCUGAAGGCGCAGUUGCAGCUUCAGACUGAGCUCCGGCAGCUUAAAGUCAUCAAAUCCACACCCGUAGAGAGCCAAAAUGAGAAGGAGUUAAAGUGCCGGCUCCAGAAGCUGCAGAUGCAGCACCAGAGCAGUGUGAAUGAGAAGGAAAAGCUGCUGGAAAUGCAGCAACACCUGCAGGACAAGCUGCGGUGCCACGAGACAGAGCUGCAGCAUCUCCGAGGCAUGGUGGACUGCUUGCAAGAGAAAAAUAAUAAGAAUAUAGGGAUACAAGCCCAGCUUCAGGAGAUGAAGGGACUGUAUCAGUCCAGCAAGGACGAGCUGGAGCGACAGAAGCACAUGUAUGACCAGCUGGAGCAGGACCUCCUGCUCUGCCAGCAGGAGCUGACAGAGCUCAAGAGCAGCCAGACUGUUUGUGAAGACAAUGAUGAAAAGGGCUCCAACAAGUGUGACGCACUGCUGUCCAGACUGACAGAGCUGCAGGACAAGUUCAAAUCCUGCCAGCAGGAGAUGGGGCGCCUGCAGAUGGAGCAGUGUGAACUCCUGGAAGACCAGAGGAGACUGCAGGAGGAGCAGGGCCAGCUGCAGGAGGAGCUGCACAGGCUCACGUUCCCACAGCCCAAAUGUGGCCUCUUGCAGAAGAGUCAGGAGCUGCUUUCAAAGUUGCAAGACCUGUGUGAAAUGCAGCUGCUCUACCAAAGCAUGCAGGACGAACAGAGAAAACUGAUAAAGAAUCAAGAGAGUGUAUUAAAGGAGCAGUUAGAGGCACACAGAGAGCUUCGAGGGUUCAAAGAGUCUAAUUUCCAGGAAGUGUUGGUGAACCCUCGUGAUGCCAAAGGGCCUAAAUCCUCCACUUGUGAGAACAAGUCCAAGGUGCUUAUGGACCAGCUGCAGGCUCUGCAGGUGCUGUAUGACACCAGUCAGAGGCAGCAGGAGCUACUGCAGCAGGAGCAUGGGCGGCUCCUGGAGGAGCGGAAGAGGCUGCAGGCUGAGCUACAGCUCUGCAUGGAGGAGAUGCAGCUGCUCCAAAGUCAGUCCCCCAGCAUAAAAAUGAGCCUUGAGUCCUACAGGAAGACCCCAGGCAGCAUGGCCCCCAGUAGUGAGAGCUUCCACAGGAGUUAUGACAGCACCAUCGAGGACAAUGAAUGCUAUCAAAGGAGUUAUGUAAGUUCUCAGGUCAGCAACGACAGCUUCCUCAAGAGCUAUGAGAGCUCCACCAGUUUCAGUGAGGCCUUUCAGAAGAGUUACCGCUCCAGCAACACAAGUGUUUCCUGUAAGAAGAGUUAUGGUAGUGCCGUUAGCUCUGAAAACCUUCACAAGAGUUAUGUUAGCAGUGGUGCUGAUGAGGACCCAGCCGAGCCUGAAGACCUAGAGCACUUUGAGGAGACAGUGGCCAAGGUGCUGACCAAGUUGCAGGCAGUGAAGGCCCUGUACCAGGUGAGCCAGGAGGACCACAGCCAGCUGCAGGAGCAGAUGAACAGGCUGCUGGUGAAGCAGCAAGAGCUGAAGCAGGAGCUGGAGAGCUGUGAGAGGGACUUGAGGGAGUGCAUGGAGAGCCUCGAAAAGCCUGCAGCUCCCCAGAGCGACAAGACCGAGAUCAAAGAGCUGCAGACUAAGCUGCGGGAGCUGCAGCUGCAGUACCAGGCUAGCAUGGAUGAGCAGGGCCGGCUUCUGGCAGUGCAGGAACAGCUGGAGGGGCAGCUCCAGUGCUGCCAGGAAGAGCUCCGGCAGCUCAGAGAGUGCAGGCCCUCUGUUAGCUCAGAAGCCAGGGGGAAGAACGGCAGUAAGAAUAUGAACAAGAACGCCAAUGGAGUGAGGUAUAAGAAGAUGAGCAAGGCAUGCUCAGAGGACUCAGAGGACAGCAUUGAGAAUGAAAAGAGUCUGGAGGUGGUGCUGUACUACAAGGCCAGCCAGAGGAAAUUAGAUGAGAUAGCGAAAGAGGACAAGGAGAUGGAAGAGGCAAACAGGAAAAAGAAACAAGACAAGAAAGAAUCAUGUGAACUAGCUACUAAGCCAGCAGAUCCUAGGGAAGAGCCUGAGCCUACAGAAAAUGAGGAUGGAGACUACGAAGAGUACAGACAAGGGGAUAAGGAAGACAUUGAAGAUGAGGAGGAUGAGUCUUCUGAGACUGCUGAGGAAGGCAAUCCUCUUACGCUUUCUGAGAGCAGAAAGAACAUGUUUGGGAUGUGGAAGCCCAUGGUAUUCUUGGCUAUUGCAGCAGUGGCUCUGUAUGUGUUACCCAACAUGCGACCGCAAGACACAGAAUACUGCUACAUGAAGUGAUGGCAGAUCUGGGCCAACCCAGAGGGCAGGAUCCCCAGAGGCUGCCACUCUCACCUUUGGGCAGAACACACUGUGCCAGAGCCCCCACCCCACCCAUGUGUCCCAUCCUCUUUGCCUCAGCCACUCAGACUGGAAAGGCUUCAGGGAGUUGCUGGCUCCCAACCUCCUGCCUUGUGUAAGAACCUGGGUUCCUUGUAAUUAAAUGUCAACCUAAUUACAUGA